UAUGGAGAAGCUCCAGAGAUAAUUAAUUUGUGAAAGUGUUUUUGAGAGGGAGAAAGGGCGAUCGAUUAGGGUUUGUAUUCGUCGGAAUAUUCUAUACGAUCGGAGGUAUGAGCACGGUGGAGGCUGUGAUAACGUCAAUCCAGGGUCUAUCAGCGAGCUCCGGGGAUCUAUAUGCACUUCACGAUGUUUUGAAAGGAGCUGUGGACUCGCUCCGAACCGACUCGGAGCUUCAGCUCUCUACUCUUGACCAGCUCGAUCCCUCGAAGCAUUCUCUCGGCUACCUCUAUCUCCUCGACGUUCUUACGUAUGGUCCAGUGUCGAAGGAGAAAGUCUUGUUAAUUGCUCGGUUCAUCAACGCUUGCGAUGCUGUGCAGAUUCGUUUAGCGAGCGAGAAAUUUGUUUCUCUUUGUAAGAGAUUCAAAGACAAAGUUUUGGAGCUCAGAGAUCCUUUACUAGGUGUGGCGCCACUGUUGGCAGCUGUUCGUAAGGUUCAGGUCUCUACCAAACGUUUGACUGCGUUGCAUCCGGAUUGUCUUCAGCUGUGUUUGCUGGCUAAGUGCUAUAAAGCUGGUUUCUCCGUUCUUAGUGAUGAUAUCUUGGAGGUUGACCAGCCAAGGGAAUUUUAUCUCUAUUGCUAUUAUGGGGGAAUGAUAUGCAUUGGGUUGAAGAGAUUCCAGAAAGCAUUGGAGCUUCUUUACAAUGUUGUCACUGCUCCAAUGCAUAUUGUCAAUGCCAUAGCUCUUGAGGCGUACAAAAAGUACAUACUGGUGACUCUCAUUCACUCUGGACAGUUUAGCAUCAGUCUCCCCAAGUGCGCUUCUACAACAGCUAAGAGUAGCUUCAAAACCUGGUGUACACCUUACAUUGAGGUGGGUAUGCGUUACAACGACGGGAAAAUCAGUGAACUAGAGGCAGUGGUUGUGGCCAACAGCUCAGAUUUUGAAAAGGACAAUAACCUUGGAUUAGUUAAGCAAGCAGUUGCAUCUCUUUACAAGCGGAACAUUCUGAGAUUGACUCAGAAGUACUUGACCUUGUCGCUUCAAGAUAUAGCCAACAUGGUCCAGCUUGCCAAUGCUAAGGAGGCGGAAAUGCGUGUGCUCCAGAUGAUCCAGGAUGGUCAGAUACAUGCCCUUAUCAACCAGAAAGAUGGAAUGGUCAGAUUCUUGGAGGACCCUGAGCAGUACAAAACCAGUGAGAUGAUAGAGAUAAUGGAUUCUGUCAUUCAAAGGACGAUUGGGCUGUCGAAGAAUCUCAUAGCCAUGGAUGAGAGCUUGUCAUGUGAUCCUUUAUACUUGGGAAAGGUUGGAAGGGAAAGGCAAAGGUAUGACUUUGGGGAAGAUUUUGAUACAGUCCCUCAGAAGUUCUCCAUGUAAACCUGAAGGAACUAAACUUGGCUCAGAGAGAACCGUAGUUGUGAAUCUGGACAACGUUUCUUUGUUCUUUUGUGUUGGUUAUGAAGUUUAAUAUUAUUUUUUUCUCACAAUGGCCAACAAGUAGAGAACAUUUUGAACCGCUGUUAAUCUUUUAUCGUUACUUAAAAAUGCGAUUAGUUGUCUCU
Brassica napus (rape) is the source of this 1558-nucleotide messenger RNA. Its product is annotated as COP9 signalosome complex subunit 3. The record is from RefSeq and is a predicted model, not a curated record. Gene Ontology annotation, biological process: ubiquitin-dependent protein catabolic process. The transcript has 11 exons. The coding region runs from base 108 to 1373 and encodes 421 amino acids. Lineage: Eukaryota; Viridiplantae; Streptophyta; Magnoliopsida; Brassicales; Brassicaceae. Gene Ontology annotation, cellular component: COP9 signalosome.